Molecule: messenger RNA, 2013 nt
Organism: Clonostachys solani
Lineage: Eukaryota; Fungi; Ascomycota; Sordariomycetes; Hypocreales; Bionectriaceae
Source: the annotation of a GenBank genome assembly
AUGUCCAAUGGCACUGUUUGUUCCUCCCCUCCCCUCCCCAACGGGGACAUGGUGAUGUCCUCCGUCCGGCCAUCAAUCGAGACGGUCGAGAAGACAGCAGCUGCCAAGGUCUUUCUUGAAACCCACUUCAACGAGAGGCUUAACCGACCAAACAGCCGUACCAGACGGGAGCAGUACCUCCAAACGCAGUUAUUCUACAACCCACACCUGAGCGCUGAAGAGAAGGACGCCAUCAUGGAGUCGUUCUAUACUCACGAAACUUGGCACUUGAGAGAGACCCGUUCCAUCAAGUCGAGAUGUCCGGCUGUUGGGCAGCCGGUUGAUACAACAUCGUGCGGAAACAGCUACGAGGCUCUGAAGAUCCUAGGGAAGGGCAGCUUUGGCGUCGUGAAGCUCGUCCAGGAGAAACCCUCAUUGGGGCAGGUGUACCCCAAACAAGUCUUCGCCAUGAAAGUCAUUCGAAAAUCAGAUAUGCUCCGGAGCAGCCAGGAAGGGCAUCUUCGCGCUGAAAGAGACUUCCUAGUCGCCUCAGAGGGAUCGAAUUGGAUCGUUCCUCUAGUCUGUAGUUUUCAGGACACCUCGAAUCUCUAUCUUGUAAUGGAGUAUAUGCCAGGCGGAGAUUUCCUCGGCUUGCUGAUUCGAGAGAACAUUCUCCAUGAAGCGGUCGCCAGAUUCUACGUUGCCGAGAUGGUCCUGGCUGUCGAAGAGGCUCAUCGUCUCAGGUUCAUCCACAGAGACAUCAAACCGGACAACUUUUUGAUUGCUGCAAAUGGGCACUUAAAAAUAUCCGAUUUUGGCCUUGCUUUUGAUGGCCACUGGUCUCACGACGGAAAUUACUACAACUAUCAUCGCUACUCUCUGUUAAACAAGCUCGGGAUCCAGAUUGACGGAGACGAUGCCGACCAAAAAGAGAACAAAGACAUGCACAAACAGCUGGAGAGGAACCGUAUGCUGAUGAUGGGCUUUGAACGACAUCAGAAGCCGAGAAACUUUCGCUAUGAGAACCCCAGCGAUGGUGAUAGCGACAAUGACGAUGACAACACUCUGGAGGACAUCAUCGACUGGAGAAACAAGUGUGGCAACCGAGCUUCUGCCCACUCAGUCGUAGGAACCAGUCAAUACAUGGCCCCUGAAGUGAUUGUGGGACAACACUAUGACGGUAGAUGCGACUGGUGGAGUAUUGGUAUCAUUCUUUAUGAAUGCCUCUAUGGCCAGACGCCUUUUCUUUCGGAACAUGGGAGAAAGGAAACAAAGCAGAACAUCCUGGACUACAGAAAGCAACUCUACUUCCCUCAUAAACCCGACGUCAGCGACAAAUGCCAAGACCUCAUAUACCGCUUAAUUCGAGACAAGGAAAACCGGAUCUGUUCUCGGAGGUACCAGAUGAAGGACCGAGGACAGCUUGAUGGCGGCCGACCAACUGAUUAUCUCGGACGGUACGUGUUCCCAGACGAUGCUGAGGAUAUCAGAGCCCAUCGGUGGUUCAAGAACGUUCCCUGGACACGGCUUCAUGAAAUAAGCCCCCCUUUUGUUCCUCACGUACAUGGGCCUGAGGAUACCAGAUAUUUUGAUGAAUCGGCAUCCAUAGAUGAACAGACAAAUUCAGGGGAGGAAGCACCGACACCUUCAUCGCAAGAAAUAAAGGCCAUAUUGCGAGAUUUUCGACCUAGUAUUCAGGAGUUGGCCACGGAAUUAGUCGCUGAACCUUAUGAUACAAUCAAACUACGAAGCAUUGAUCAAAGGAUCGAGUUGACCGCACAAGCCAACGAGACAGAAAAGGAUGUGUUGAAGCACUUCGUUCGGAUGUAUGGGCAUAAAGAGCGGAAACGGCCCAGAGAUAGAGUUCUACGGGAUGAGAAGACGAAGGACGUGGCAAUGGCUGUGAGAAAACAGACAGCAUUUCUAGGAUACACUUGGAGAAGAAUGCGGCCAGAGGGAUACAUGAUGCCACGAGCUGAUACCCUCUUUAAGCUGGGAAAGCCGCACGGGAAGCCAACACUGAUUAUACAGUAG